AUGUUUACAAAAAUAAUUUCGCAAUCUUGUCCUGCACCAAAACCAAAUAUGUUGAAUUUGCACAUAGUUGCACAUUCUCAUGAUGACGUUGGGUGGGUAAAAACUGUAGAUGAAUACUACGAUGAUAGUAAGUAAAAGCAAAUGAAAAUUUAUGGUGUUGAAAAUAUAAUCAAUACUGUAGUUGAUGCCCUACUUCAAGAUAAAAAUAAAAAAUUUAUUUAUGUUGAAACAGCGUUCUUGUGGAAAUGGUGGAAAGAACAAACUGAAGACAGGCGCCUUGAAUUAAAACAAUUGAUUGACAGUGGGCAAUUAGAAAUUAUUGGUGGAGCUUGGAGUAUGAACGAUGAAGCAACCAGUCAUUAUCAUUCAAUUAUAGAUCAAUUUACAUGGGGCUUAAGGCGGCUAAAUGAUACUUUUGGAAAAUGUGCCCGUCCAAAAAUUGGCUGGCAAAUUGAUCCGUUUGGUCACAGUAGGGAAAUGGCUUCUAUUUUUGCACAACUAGGUUUUGAUGGUCUAUUUAUUGGACGAUUAGAUUAUCAAGAUAAAGAGGAAAGAUUACUUGAAAGAACACUAGAAAUGAUAUGGCGUGGCAGUCCAAAUUUAGGUGCCGCUUCAGAUUUGUUUACAGGAGUUUUAUAUAAUGGUUAUAGUCCCCCGCCUGGUUUCUGUAUGGAUAAUGUUUGUUCUGACCGCAUUAUCGAUGAUGUUAAUUCUUCUCGUUAUAAUGCCGAUAUCAAAGUCAAGGAAUUUAUUAUUUAUGCAAAAGAUCAAGCAAGUUAUUAUAAAACCAAUAACAUAAUACUAACAAUGGGUGGUGAUUUUACUUACUCUAAUGCACAUAUAUACUACGAAAAUUUGGAUAAAUUGAUAAGGCACAUAAAUGAAUUACAAGAAAACGGCAGUUAUGUAAAUGCCUUUUAUUCAACACCAUCAUGUUAUUUAAAAUCAUUAAAUGAUGCAAACGAAACAUGGCCAAUAAAAACUGAUGAUUUUUUCCCAUAUGCAUCAAAUACACAUGCAUUUUGGACUGGAUAUUUUACUUCACGCCCCACAGUAAAAUUUAUUGAACGUCAGGGGAAUAAUAUGUUACAGGUAUGCAAACAAUUGGCUACACUUACUCCAAAUAACAAUGCUGUGAUCCCACCGGAUGAACUUGAAGGUCUUAUUGCAUUACGUGAAGCAAUGGGGGUGAUGCAACAUCAUGAUGCGAUUACUGGUACUGAGAAACAAUAUGUGGCAAAUGAUUAUAUACAAAUUUUAACGCAAGCUCUAAAUCAAUGUAACGAUAUCGUUACAGACAGUUUAAAUUUAUUAUUAACAUCGAAAUCUUCAUUUUCACAACAAUUAUCCUUAACACAAUGUGCUUUGAACAUCAGUCAGUGCGAUGUCAGUGAACGUUCUGAAAAAUUUGCAGUUGUUGUUUAUAAUCCAAGCAGUCAAUACAUCAAUAAAUAUAUUCGUGUCCCAAUUGUUGGAAAAAAUAAUUAUAGUGUUAGAGAUCCGAAUGGGUACAAUCUCAAAACUCAAAUAGUUCCACUUCCACUUGGUGUAAUUAAUCUUCCUGGUAGAUCCAGCUUGGCCACUCAUGAAUUAGUAUUCUUGGCAUCAAACAUACCGCCUUUGGGGUAUAAAUCUUAUUACAUACAAUUCGAAAAAACCCGAUCUUCGCCGCAGAGUCAACGAAGUCAUGAUAAAGAUAUGGGUAAUGAAGAAAUUAAACUAUCAUUAAAUAAUGGAGAAAUCACUAAAAUUAAAACAUCUGAAUUGGAAUUGAAAUUCAGUCAAGCAUAUAUGUAUUACGAAAGUGCUGUCGGUAAUAAUGCAGUCCCAGAGGGACGUUCAUCUGGUGCUUAUAUAUUUCGUCCAAACAGCUCAGCUCAGUCAUUCGAUAUUGUAGAAUCUACUUUAUAUAAAGGUCCACUUGUUGAAGAGCUACAUCAAGUUAUUAAUUCUUGGAUAAGCAAUGUAGUACGUGUUUAUCAAAAUACAAAACAUGUUGAAUUUGAUUGGGUUAUUGGACCUAUUCCAAUCAAUGAUCGGAAAGGUAAAGAAGUUAUAAGCAAAUUCAAAACAGAUCUUGAUACAAAGGGUGUAUUCUAUACUGAUUCAAAUGGUCGUGAAUUAUUACGGCGUCAAAGAAACAAACGCGAAACAUGGGAUGUAGAAUUAUUUGAAUUAAUUGCUGGCAAUUAUUAUCCCGUUACAUCUCGUAUUGUUUUAACUGAAAACAAAACAAAUUAUAGAUUUACUGUUGUAAAUGAUCGUGCUCAAGGUGGUUCUAGUAUCGAUGAUGGUGACGUGGAAUUAAUGAUACAUCGUAGAUUAUUACGCGAUGAUUCUUUUGGUGUGGGUGAGGCGUUAAAUGAAAUGGAAUUCGGUGAUGGUUUAGUAGUUAGGGGCACUCAUUAUGUCUUAAUUGGGCAAGAUUCAUCUAUUACCAGAGCGGCCGAAGAUCGUAUAUUUGCUGCACAAAAUGUCUUAGCACCUGUAAUAUAUUUUUCAAAUUUGGAUUAUGUAACACGAGAAGAAUUUGAAGAAAAUAUUUUAACACAAUUUAAUGGAUUAUCUGAAGAAGGAACUUCGCUACCACCUAAUGUAAAAAUUUUAACUUUGGAACCAUGGAAAAAUAGAGCCGUAUUAUUACGUUUAGAACACAUUUUAGAAGAACAUGAAGAUCCUAUUCUUUCCAAACCGUCAUGUAUUAAUAUUCAGGAUUUAUUUACAACAUUUCAAGUGGUUGAUGUUCAAGAAACAACGUUAGGUGCAAAUCAAUUACUUUCUGAAGUUAAUCGAUUAAAAUGGAAAUCAACGUUUAAUGACACAUUAGAAAAUACCAAAAAACACAAAUAUACCAAAUUCGAUGGAAAUCAAUUUGAAGAAUUAUAUUUCAAUGCAAAUAGAAAUUUUAAAUUUAGGAAGCAGAGUAAACUUCUAAUUGAACCAGAAGUCUGA
Messenger RNA from Chrysoperla carnea, 2952 nucleotides. Its product is annotated as lysosomal alpha-mannosidase-like. Lineage: Eukaryota; Metazoa; Arthropoda; Insecta; Neuroptera; Chrysopidae. The transcript is spliced from 16 exons. Gene Ontology annotation, biological process: mannose metabolic process. The record is from RefSeq and is a predicted model, not a curated record. Gene Ontology annotation, cellular component: lysosome. Gene Ontology annotation, molecular function: alpha-mannosidase activity; carbohydrate binding.